Acanthochromis polyacanthus (spiny chromis) is the source of this 6130-nucleotide messenger RNA. RefSeq names its product neuronal tyrosine-phosphorylated phosphoinositide-3-kinase adapter 1. Bases 666 to 3788 code for a protein of 1040 amino acids. Lineage: Eukaryota; Metazoa; Chordata; Actinopteri; Pomacentridae. The record is from RefSeq and is a predicted model, not a curated record. The transcript has 7 exons. Gene Ontology annotation, biological process: phosphatidylinositol 3-kinase/protein kinase B signal transduction; neuron projection morphogenesis.
CCAAAACAACCACUGGUCUGCUCUCAGGAAGUCCUGUAUGAAUAUUAAUAUGGAUGCAAAUGCACACUGAGGAUGCCCAGCGCUUGAACCAACACACGGCGCGCUGAGAUCUGCGCAUUUCUUUCUUUUUUUUUGUUUUUGUUUUGACGUUUGCUUUCUGUUCCUGCUCUGGCGCUGGAAGCAUGCUUCUCUUGCGGAGGUCGUCUCGGAGGCUUUUUUCGAAACGCACAAGGAUGCCGUUUGCAGAGGAACAUUUUGUAACGUCGCAUUGAAUUGCAUCAUGGUUUUCAAUCAGAUUUCACACCGGCCAGUCUCCGCCGAGCCUCGGUAGUACAGUGCGCUGUUUAUCAUAAAAAUGGAAGACCUUUCACGUCAAGAAAAGGCGUCAGUCCGGUGAUAUGCGUCUGAAUAUCUGAUUUUUCCUCUCCACGUCAAUUGACACAUCUGGGAAAGGAUUUUUCCCCCCUUCCCUCCCGUCUACCAAGACAGCUGUGUCAUCAACAACCGGCGUGGUUUUGUUGUUGUCUGAUUUUUACGAGUCUGGGCAACUGGAUUGGGCUAUCGGCACAUAGUCUACCUCUGCGCCGGCUAUAGAGGCUCCACGGUCACCAAGAGGAGCGCUGCUUGCAACAUACGUCCUGUUCUCCUGAGUCCUCUUCUAUACCAUGAGCUCUGGCUCUGCCCAGGAUGUGGCAGUCGAGCAUUUCCUGCGUGACAUAGAGCGGCGAAGCAAGCGGCUACACUGCGCUGUGAUAGGCUGCGAGGAGGAGCGACCCCGCAGCGACAUGAACCUGCUGUAUCGUAAGAGCCGUUUGGACUGGAGGCAGAGAGACCAAGAGGGAAGUAAAAAGAGCUCCUCCCAAAACGAUCCCUCGGCUACUGUUGGCAAAGUCAGAGAUUUGGCUUCUUUUCGACGGCACUUCCGGAUGGGUUUCAUGACGAUGCCCGCCUCCCAGGACCUGUCCCCUCACUCCUGUGCCUCCGCCAUGGCGCCGCGCUCGCAGUCCUGCCACGCUGUCGGUGCCGGGGAUACGAGUUUAGAGAACGGAGAUUACUCUGACACUCAAUCCCAACAUGGCGGCCGCUGCCCCCCAGCUAAACCCAAACGCCACCCCAGUACUCGCCUCAGCUCCUCAUCCGCUGACAGCAGAGGACCUCCGGAGACGCCGCCACCGCCUCCCCCCUCUCACUCACAGGCCAAACACUCAGAGAAGAAAAAUGCCAUGAAAAAGUCUGACUCUGGAGAGAUUGGAUCAAAGAAGGUGCCUCCUUUAAAACCCAAGAGAAGUCCCAGUACCCAGCUUUCUUUCGACCCUCUUCCUCCACGAGUGCCUCCCUCUGCCACAUCCCUGCCAUUCCAGGCAGCGGACUCUCAAAUUCAGACAGGAGAUGGAGAGGAUGAGCCGGUUUAUAUAGAAAUGGUGGGCCAAGUGUUCACCAGAGACAGCCAGACGGCCACACCCCACCCUGUCACCCCUGUGGCCACCACACCAGACUCUGACUCAGACCAGAGUGAGGCAAUCUAUGAGGAGAUGAAAUACCCGCUGCAGGAGGACCGAGAGUCCCAAAGACACCUCCCUCCCAAACAUGAGAAACUGAAAUCCUCGAAACACUUCCAUGUCACCCCUUCCUCCUCCUCCAGCAGCUCCUCCUCCCUGCCACGUCCCUCUUCUUCGUCCCCUUCCUACUCCAAACCUAAAGCUACAGUAUCAAUCUCCCACUCAUCUCCUCUGCCUUCCUCUGCAUCUUCCACCCCUAUACCCCAGGUCCUAUCUGCCAGCCCCCACACGCCACGAGCUCCCACUCCCUAUCUGCUGCAAGGGAAUAAAUCUGAACCCGAGUCCAACACGAAGAUCCCGGCUCCAUUCCCCAACCUCCUGCAGCAUCGGCCCCCGCUGCUUGCCUUCCCUCAGCCCGCGGCGGCCUCCAGCGGUGUCGGGGUGCAAAACAAGGCAUCUGGUUCUGCUAAAAUGGGAACGCAAACGUCAAGUGUGACAACUCAAGCUAGCACCUCGUCCUCAGCUUCAUCCAAUGCUCCUGUUGGCUCCAAGGAAUCAUCGGGAGGAAGUUCAUCGCAGCAGGACAAACACAGCAGAGAUUCACAGCUAGGCCCUGCUCCUGGACUGCGAGCUAGGAGUCACUCAACACCCUUACCUCCCUCCUCCAAAUCCACGUCCCCCUUCUCCCAUCACCAUCACCACCCUCACCAUCGCCCCUCGCACUACCACCACUAUCGCAAGCCAGAGAGAGGAGACUCCCCCGCUCCAACCAAGAGCAGCUCUCAGAUGUCAAACCAGGCCACAGUUCAGACGCAAACUUCAAGUACAGGCAAGGAAGGCAAGUCUGUGAGCUUCCUCUUGAAGUCUGAUAAAGGAGAGAGGGAUAAAGACAAGGACAGGGAUCGAGAUAGAGAUAGAGAUAGGGACAGGGAUCGAGAUAGAGAUAGGGACAGGGGUAGAGACAGGGACAAGGAGAAGGACAGGGAUAGGGAGAAGGACAGAGACAGGGAAAGAGACAGGGACAGGGAUCGGGACAGGGAUAGGGAUAGGGAUGGAGGGCCACACUCCUUACAGUUGGAUCUUAUCACCACCUCUAGCAGCCUAACGCCUCAAAGCAGCACCAGCUCAACCCCUACGCCGUUAUCCUCAUCCCAGCGUCCUCAUUCUCGCCCACAUCUCCGCUCUCACACUCCUCACGGCCUGCCAGCGUACAAGCCUCCCUCCUCGGACAGCCCCCUGCUGUGGACCUACCCCUCCGGUGGCUUCCGGAGACCACCGGCUUACGAGAGUUUGAGAGGCAGCUCUCAGACGCCAUCUCUGCAACAGCCCUCGAGUCUUACUGGCAUAGGUGAGGGGGUGUCCAAGAGCAAUGGAGGGUCUGGGUCCCUCCAGUCAAAAGUUGGCUUCAUGCCCUGGGACAGUAGUGCCAGCUUAGCUGCAGAUGAAGGGUCUUACUGGCCUAUGCAGAGGAAAUUGUCCUUCAGCCAUGGGAGCAGAGAGACUGAGAAGGAUGAAGGACGAGCGUGGAAUGGUAGUGCUGAUGCCUUGUUACGGAUGGAUAAGGAGGACCUGGGGAUGGGGUCUCGAGGAGGCCACUCAGGCAUCCCAGUCCAUUUCAGUAGUGCCACCAGCAGGGCCCUCGGUCACACUGAGUCCUUGGCUGGUGUUGAUAGCAGCCCAGGAUUCAGAGCUCUGCCCAGAGUGGGGCUGCCUCUUCCCUGCCAGACUUUUCCUGCCUGUCGCAAUGGAGAAGUGGGGCGGCUGGGCCGCUCCUCCUCUGCUGCUGGAGUGAGACAGGUGGGCGGAGGAGACGUCCAGAGACAGAGCAGUCUACCAGCACGAGAAGCCAUGAAUCAGCUGCAUGGUCUGGCCCAGCCUCAAGCGCCCUGCAGUCCCAGUGGUCCCAGUGUGUCUCGGCAGCAGCAGCAGCUUCAGCUCCACCAGCAGCAGCUGCAGUUAAAGCAGCAGCUCCAGCAGCUUCAGCAACAGCACCAUCUGCAGUUGCAGUUCCAGCAGCUCGCCCAGCUGGCACAGGGACAGCCUCCUGUCAGUGGGGGCACCACCCCGUCCACAACGCAGACCCAGAGAGACGGCAAGCUGCUGGAAGUCAUUGAGCGUAAACGCUGCCUGUGCAAAGAGAUCAAGGCCCACAGGCGUCCCGACAAAAGCCUGUGCAAGCAGGACAGCAUGCCCAUCCUCCCUAGCUGGAGACGGACACCUGAGCCUCGUAAGACUGGCACACCACCAUGCCAGAGGCCGCAGGCCGUCGUGUGGGACACCGCUAUCUGAGGUGCAGAGACAGGCCAGUGAGUACAGCACGGGAAGAGAGACAAAACAUGCAGAUGAGGUGAAGAUAAAUGAAUCAAUAAGAGUAAAAAUGGAUGAAGUUCCUGGAAAAAUCUUUUGUGGCUGUGGUGAUAUGAUUACUGCAGAGAAAUGACAGACUGGGGACAGAGAGGUAAUAGUUUCCAUUACUCUUGUUGUAUGAAAAACUGAUCUGACAGCAAGUUACUUGAGACUCUUAACUCAUUUGAGGAAAAAAACAAAACAAAAAAAGGUGUAAGAAAAUAAGUAUUACAAUCAGACUAAAUUAAUUUCUUAUCCAGCUGAUUUGUACCUCCUCUGUACUUAGUACUACACUGACGUGUUCCAGUUGCCAAUGAUUUUUGCCACAAAACACCAGUGUUAUUGCUAUAAAAAGAAGACACUCACUAAUUAAUAAUGGGUGGGUUGUUUUCUGAGAUUGGUGUUGCCAAAUUUCUUCCUGACUACUUGAGAAAUAAAGGAAUCAUGUAUUUUCUCCAACACACAGUUGUCCAACACAUAGAAACUACUCUGUGGAUGAGAAAAGGCAAGACUCAUAGAUAAGUUAUUGAAGUGUUUCUUGAAAUCGUGAAUGUAUAUGAGAUGUCUUGGUAUCAAUAGAUUGUCAUUGUGGAUGCAAAUAAUCAUCACUGAGGAGUAAAAGCUACCUACUGUAUCUGUUUGCAUAUUUGUAAUGUAAAUCUAUUUACUUUCUCAACGUUUCUGCAAUUUUAUAGCAAUAUGCUCCCGAAGCCGGAGCAACAUAAUUAAAACUUGUGUCAACUAGCCUAACAUACAUAUCUAAGACUUGAAUAAGUCAUAUUUACUGUGUCAUUCUCUGCAUGUCAUGAUAGACAUACAGUAUUGUACAAAAAAUAUGUGUAGAGAUGAUCGUGUCAGACUUUUACAUACAGCAGAUCUUCACUAUGAUAAUGUGUGGUUGUGUAAAAAGAUGAACAUGUUGCUCAGUGGUGGUGGUGGGGGGGUAUCAUUAGAAAAGGUGGUGUGACAGAUGGCACAUACCGUGCAGUCCAGCCAAAUAUAGAUACAGAUCAAUGGUACAAAAACUUCAUCACUCAUGCUUAUCCACAGUUGCACAUUAGUGAUUGUUCCACCACACAGAAAAACAAGCACUGACACCCAUCAACCCAGACUGUGCAAUACGGUGCAACUGAUAAGACUGUGAGUAUUGAUCACCUCAAACAGAAUGCUGGAACAAUCUGCACAAAACAUCGUAUAUGCUUAGGAGAACUUAAACCCUAAUGUACUGUAAAUAGAUAUGUACAACUGUAUUGAAAAUGUAGCAAUUAUUUCCAUUUUCAUACUUGUAAUCAAUACAUAUUAUGUAGCAUAUACUGUAUAAACAUAACUUUGUUCACUUUUUUCUAAAAGAAUUAAGUACUUUAUCUGCUGCAGCCAGUCCAUGCAUUACUUAUAGUUCUACUAAUAAACAGUAAGCCCUCUAAAGAAAGGCACAGUCCAACAGUUGUUUAUUUAAAUUUAUGCAAGACUCCCUUUAAGCUGUGUUCCUCAUUUAUUUAUGCCCUUUUUCUACAUUCAUUUUUAUUUGUGUACAGAUUUCAACAGCUCGUUGUCUUGACAUUUUUGAAUACUUUGCUGCUAUCUUGAACUACUGGUGUUGUUCAUUCAACUACAUGGUCUUACCAUGACAAACAUUCUUAAUAUAGUGGUUAUUGUUACAUAUUUGGUUUUUUUAAAUUUUAUUUCCAAAAGCCACGUGAACUGAAGUUUGUACCUUGAAGAGUGAGCCCUUCUGUAAUAGUAUUAAGGCGCUUGAAUGUCCUCUUGGUUGUUGUUGUUUUUAACGAUAGUUAGCACCAAACUGUACAGUACAGUACACCCCGUGAAAAGAGACCUAUUUAAAUGUUUGAGAGUCACUGCUUGGCCUUUUGUUUUUCACUCCACUUGCUCGUGUUUGAGGGUCAAAGUUUUUCCGAGUCCAUUUUCAAGCAAACACAGGUCAGGUUGAAGGAAAUGGGCAAGUGCAAUGCAUGCAGAGAUUCCUCACACUGAAAAUGUUCCAAUGAUGCUAAACUCUUGUGCCCAGUUUAAUUUCAGAUACCAAGUAAUCACCUUACUAUGAGUCCUUUUCACAGACUGAUAUGGAAACCCUAGGUAUCAUUUCCAGAAUAGUUUACAGAAGCUGUUGGUUUUUGUGUGUCUUCUAAAACAGUGGCCAUUAUACGAGUGCCAUCCUAUAUUGAUAUGGUAAGAUACGGUGUACCUUGGAAAAUCACUGUAGUGCUAUAUUUGCAUUGAUAUUGUCAUUGAAAAUAAAUUUUAUAUAAUGAACUUUACACAACAAA